This is a messenger RNA of Hevea brasiliensis (rubber tree), 402 nucleotides long. RefSeq lists its product as uncharacterized. The coding region runs from base 1 to 402 and encodes 133 amino acids. Lineage: Eukaryota; Viridiplantae; Streptophyta; Magnoliopsida; Malpighiales; Euphorbiaceae. The record is from RefSeq and is a predicted model, not a curated record. The transcript is spliced from 2 exons.
AUGGCUCCUUAUGAGGCAUUAUAUAGAAGGAGACGAGAACCUCAGGAAUUGUACGCUGGUAAGUGUGGAAAGUUAAGUCCUCGCUUUAUAGGUUCUUAUGAGAUUAUAGAGAGGAUCAUACCAGUUGCUUAUCACUUAGCAAUACCUCCAGAGUUAUCACAAAUCCAUGAUGUCUUUCAAGUAUCCAUGUUAAGAAGAUACAAAAGUGACCCUUCUCAUAUUCUCCAGAAGCAACCAAUCGAGUUGAGAGAAGAUCUAACAUAUGAGGAAGAACCAGUGGAGGUCAUUGAUAAAGAAGAGAAAGUCUUGAGGAACAAAGCAAUUCCUUUUGUUAAAAUUCAUUGGAGCAAUCAUUCAAAGAAAGAAGCUACUUGGGAAAGAGAAGAGGAUAUGCGAGCUUAG